Messenger RNA from Triticum urartu, 4136 nucleotides. RefSeq names its product disease resistance protein RGA5-like. Gene Ontology annotation, biological process: protein phosphorylation. Lineage: Eukaryota; Viridiplantae; Streptophyta; Magnoliopsida; Poales; Poaceae. Gene Ontology annotation, molecular function: ATP binding; ADP binding; protein kinase activity. The record is from RefSeq and is a predicted model, not a curated record.
CUCCGCCCGCAGACUCCAUCCAGGUCAAGCCUCCAUUGUGGGCACGGCCUUUCCCCCCUCCGCAUUCCGCCUCUCCAGCCCCCACCCUCCUCGGAAGUACUUCUCCGGCGAAGUACUCUUCCCGUCAGGUUCUUAUCCGGCCCGACCGCAGCCAUCCUUGGUCUGCGGCGCCGCUUCCCUGGCAAAGAAAGAAAGAAUAACACCUAUAACUUCCACAACCAAGAUGACGGAUGGCGGCCAAGACAACGAACUUGCUGCUCUGGAGAAAGUGUUGCUCGACAAAAGUGCGGAUCCUGUCGAUCUGCCUUUCUCGCUUCUCAAGGCCAUCACAGGGAACUUCUCUGAAGAUAAUGAAAUCGGCAGCGGCGGGUUCGGAGCGGUUUACAAGGGCGUGCUUCCAAGUGGUCGCACCGUUGCCGUGAAGAAGCUCUUUGAGAUGUACGAGAUCCUGGACAAGAAUUUCGCAAGCGAGGUCACCUGUCUUGCUGGGGUCCGGCACAAGAAUACCGUGCGAUUUCUCGGAUACUGCUCCGAGACGCAGCAAGUACUGAUGCCAUAUGACGGGAAGCGUGUCUUGGCUGAUGUGCGGCAUAGGCUGCUCUGCUUCGAGUACAUGCCCAAAGGGUGCCUUGCUGACUAUCUCCCUGAUGCAGCUUGUCGAUUUCAGUGGAUCACACGUUAUCAAAUAAUCAAGGGGGUCUGUGAAGGCGUACAUUAUCUUCACAAGCAGCGUAUUAUUCACAUGGACCUCAAACCUCAAAAUGUACUAUUGGAUGACAACAUGCUGCCCAGAAUUACGGAUUUCGGUCUAUCAAGACGCUUAAGUGAAAGCAAGAGUCGGGCUAUCACUGAAAACAAGCAUGGGACGAUGGGAUAUAUGGCACCAGAAUUUAUAAACAAGGGAGAAAUCACCUUCAAGACAGACAUAUAUAGUUUGGGAGUUAUAAUAAUGGAGAUCCUUAUGGGACAUAAGGACUACUCCAAUGUUAAGGAGAUAGUUGAAAGUUGGACGAACAAGUUCAGGACAUCAGAGAGCCAGACAGCACUGGAACAAGUAAAAGUAUGUGCUGAGAUAGGGAUAAAAUGCAUGAACUAUGACCCAAAGAAUAGGCCUGCUACAUGGUUUAUCAUUAGUGGAAUACUGGGUGAUGUGGAAAUUUCAAACUGGUCUAUUACAAGUGAUGUAGCUACCUCGACAGAAGGGCAGAUAGGCUUUGCCUCCAAGUUGGUGGAUGAAUUGAAGUUGAUGGAUGAUUCCGCUGCAGCAUCCGAACUGCAGCCAUCAGCGCUGGAGGUAGAGCAGGAGGAUGGCAAAGUGAGCCUAGAGAGUAAGGGGAAGGCAACAACAGUGAUUGUGGCAACUGGGGUGAUGAGCACCCUCAGUGCCAAGCUUGCCAAGCUCAUGGGCGACGAGUACAUUAAGCGCAAAGAGGUGAGGAAGCAGGCGUCCUUCCUCAAGAAGGAGUUGAGCACCAUAAACGCUGUCCUUGAGCAGCUGGAGCUCAUGGAUGAGCUCGCUCCAGCGCUAAAAAAUUGGAGGGAUGAUGUCAGGGAGAUCUCCUAUGACAUGGAGAAUUGCAUUGAUGACUUCAUGCGCCAAUUUGGAGGUGAGGAUGCUGAAGCAAGCUUCGUCGGCGAGGCUGCUGAACUUCACAAGAGGUUGUGCGAGCUUCAUAGGAUUGCCAACCAGAUGGAAGAGCUCAGGACUCUUGUGGUAGAAGCAAAUGCUCGACGUGAGAGCUACAAGAUUGAUGAUUGCAAGCCUAGCUUUGUGGGUGUCGACCCUCGGCUGUCAGCGGUCUACCAGGAGGCAACUAGCCUUGUGGGCAUUGACGGCCCAAGGGGGGAGGUUGCCAAUUGGUUGAUGGAUACUCAGAAAAAACUCAAGGUUGUGUCUGUUGUUGGUUUUGGAGGUCUGGGUAAAACUACACUUUCCAAACAGGUGUAUGAUAAGAUCAGGGGGCAUUUCAAGAGUGUGGCAUUCAUUUCAGUUUCACAGAAGCCUGAUAUGAGAGUGCUUCUCAAUCGCCUACAAUUGAAACUUGGGAUAAGUGUGUCUUCUCAUGAUUGCGGGUUUGAAGACAUCAUUGAAGAGCUAAGGAAGUAUCUCGCAGAUAAAAGGUACCUUAUUGUACUUGAUGACUUGUGGGAUCAAUCAGCAUGGAAUACUAUUAGUCUUGCUUUUCCAGAAAAUGGAAAUGGGAGUAGAAUAAUAGUAACGACACGAGUGGAAGAUGUGGCUAGUGUGGCCUGUCACAAUGACCAUAAGUGCAUUUACACAAUGAAGCCCCUCAAUGAACAGAAUUCAAGAAUGUUAUUCUCGAACAGAGUAUUUGGGUCUGAAGUUGUUUGUCCACCCUAUCUUAAAGACGUUGCGGCUGAAAUUCUGAAGAAGUGUGGUGGAUUGCCUCUUGCAAUUAUCACUAUAGCUAGCCUAUUAGCUACUCAAGUGAGGUCAAGGAAACACUGGGAGAGCAUAAGGAAAUCUCUGGGUGCCCAAUCUGCCACAAAUCCUUCAUUGAAAGAGAUGAAUAACAUAUUAAACCUUAGCUACACGCAUCUUCCUCUUCAUCUCCGGGCAUGUUUUCUGUACCUUGGUAUGUAUCCUGAGGACCACAUUAUAUGGCGGGAUCAUCUGGUUAGACAAUGGAUAGCUGAAGGCUUCGUCAGCAGUUUGCAUGGGUCAGAUUUGGAGGAUAUUGGCAGGAGUUAUUUCAAUGAGCUCGUCAAUAGAAGUAUGAUUCAGCCAUCAAAAACUGAGUAUGGAGAGGUGUUGUCUUGCACAGUACAUGACAUGAUGCUUGAUUUGAUCCUAAUCAAGUGUGUAGAAGACAAUUUUCUAAGUGUGGCGUACAAUUCUGAGGACAUGGCAAGACUGAUGCAUGGCUGCAAGUACAAUGUUCGCAGAUUAUCCCUGAGCUCCAUGGCUAUUGGUGGAGCAACAUAUGAGUAUGAUAUGGCUAUUGCUGCUAGACUGCCACAAGUUCGGUCAUUUAUAUUGUUUGAGAAUCCCAUACCACCUUUUUUGUGGUUCAAGUAUCUCAGGGUGCUCAUCAUUGUUAGGGGAAAGGAUAUAGUUGACCUCACUGCUAUUAGCCAACUGUUUCAGCUGAGGUGUGUGAUGGUUAGAGUCGAUGGGAAAAUAGAGCUCCCUACUGAACUUGGUAAGCUUGUUUACUUGGAGACACUGGACAUACAGAAAUGCAGGCUGGUAAAGAGCAUCCCUUCAGAUAUAGUUCAUUUGCCCCGCCUGUCCUAUCUGGGUCUUCCAAAUUGUACAGACCUGCCGGAAGGUAUCGAGAAUAUGAAAUCACUGCGCACUCUGCAAGAGUUUGACCUGGAAAAGAUCUCCCUGAAGUAUAUUAUGGAUCUCAGCGAGCUGACCAAUCUGAGGGAACUGAGUGUGAGAAAAGAGUUCAGUUUGGGGACGCAAAAAGUUGAUGCUUUGGCCUUCUCUAUUGGAAAGCUCCGUAACCUCGAAUGUCUGCGCAUCUUUGGUUGCCAUCUUGAGAGUGAGAACCUGCAGGUGGGCUCAUUAUCCAAUCCUUUUCAACAUAUGGAGCGACUUUGCAUGAGAACAUGGUGGUUCUGCAGAGUUCCGAAAUGGAUGGAUGGUCUCCAUUGUCUGCGCGUCCUUGAGCUGCAGGUUGAGGAGACGUCAACUGAGGAGAUUCAUCUUCUUGGAGAGCUUCCCUCCCUCGUCUACCUCAACUUUGGAGCGGGUAAAAUCCCUGCUGAAAGAGCUAUAUUAGGCACAGGACUAUUCCUAGUUCUGGAGUAUUUUUAUUGUAGUUCUCGGAAAGAUAUUACAGCGUACCUGGGGUUCGAAGCAGGGGCUAUGCCCAACUUACGAAUCCUUUGUCUCAGUGUGGUACAUUGGGGUGGCACCAUACCAGUCGGCAUGGAGCACCUGUUACACCUCGAGGAGAUCCGACUUGAUGGGGCCUUUCAUGAUGUUGUGUGCGCGUUCAAGGAGGCUUCGCUGGUGCACCCAAACCGCCCUUCCGUUAGUAGGUAAAAAGUAACAGCUUGUUGGCUCACAUCUAUAAGAUCAAGAACUAGAUUUUUCUUGUAAACUAACUGUCUGUAAUGGCUGUAACUCGGAUUAUGAAUGAAUGCAUGCUCCUGAUCUUCCC